AUGCAGGAAAUGUUUUCAAUGUAUAUUGAGAAUUGGCACCGAAUAUCGUGCAUCGAGUUGUAUAUUGAGUUCGAGCAAUCUGAAGCGGAUCGAAAUAUUGAGCUGGAAGAUUAUGAUAGUGAUAGCGAGGAGGAUUUUGAAAGUAACUAUGAGAUCGUUGGUCCAGGUGAAGACGAAGAUGGAGCUGACAACACCAUGAACGCAGAUGUGGCAGAGGUUGCUAAUGCACUAGCAAAUUCGCUUCCGUUUCAGGAGCCUUCUUUCACGCGGUCGUUGGACUUGAAAGCGAUGAAUGCACCGGAGUUUCCACAAUAUAUGAAUGAAGAGCUUCCUGUUAUGGCUGACGGUGAAUUUAUAGUGGGGAUGGAAUUCAGUUCAAAGGAGGAAGUAAUCAAGGCAAUGAAAGACUAUACCAUAUGUAGAGGUGUAGACUAUCGGGUUUAUGAGUCGGAACCGACGACAUUCUAUGCUAAAUGUACACAAUAUAGCAAAGGUUGUGAUUGGCUGAUCAGGGUUACCAAAAUGCAUAAGAAAUACUGUUGGGAGAUAAGGAGGUAUAAUAGUAGUCACACUUGUACCAGGUCGACAAUUUCUCAAGACCAUUCAAAACUGGAUUCCAAGACUGUUGCAGAAGCAAUUAAGCCGUUGGUAGAGGUUGACCCAUCUUUGAAGGUGAAAUCAGUCAUUGCAGAAUUCCAGUCGAAGUUUAACUACACCAUCAGCUAUCGAAAAGCUUGGUUAGCAAAGCAGAAGGCGGUUGAGUCAAUUUUUGGAGGUUGGGAGGCAUUGUAUGAAGCUUUGCCCAUAUGGUUUGAGGCCAUGUGUCACAAGGAGCCGUCAGCAGUGGUUCACUUUGAAACAAUGCCUGCGUACCAGGGGAAUGACUUGGUUCCUGAUAUCCGUGUACUACAUAGAGUCUUCUGGAGUUAUUACCCUUGUAUUAGGGCCUUCAGACAUUGCAAGCCAAUAGUGCAGGUGGACGAGACUCAUUUGUAUGGUAAAUACAAGGGUUGUUUGUUGGUUGCAAUCUCACAAGAUGGUAAUAACAACAUCGUGCCUAUUGCAUUUGCCAUAGUGGAGGGGGAGACUUCUGAUGCAUGGUACUUUUUUCUAAGUAACCUUCGUCAACAUGUGGUGACACGUGAUGGUGUCAGACUUAUCUCUAAUCGACACGAUUCUAUCAGGUUAGCUAUUGAUCGGAGUAAUGAGGCUUAG
Molecule: messenger RNA, 1215 nt
Organism: Arachis duranensis
Lineage: Eukaryota; Viridiplantae; Streptophyta; Magnoliopsida; Fabales; Fabaceae
Exons: 2
Coding region: 1-1215 (404 amino acids)
Source: RefSeq, a predicted model, not a curated record